Molecule: messenger RNA, 1828 nt
Organism: Eutrema salsugineum
Lineage: Eukaryota; Viridiplantae; Streptophyta; Magnoliopsida; Brassicales; Brassicaceae
Product: putative pentatricopeptide repeat-containing protein At1g53330
Exons: 2
Coding region: 1-1416 (471 amino acids)
Molecular function (GO): protein binding
Source: RefSeq, a predicted model, not a curated record
AUGUCCGCCGUGAAACCUGUCUCCUCCUUCAGGCUCGCCUCUCUCCUCCGCCGUGAGAAAGAUCCUUCCACCGCCAUUAAGCUUUUCCGGAACCCUGAUCCAGUAUCAACGAACCCUAGUAGACCAUUCAGAUACUCGCUUCUUUGCUACGAUAUCAUCAUCACGAAACUUGGUCGAUCCAAGAUGUUUGACGAGCUAGAUCAGGUCCUCCUCCAGCUCAAGUCCGAUACUCGGAUCGUUCCGACGGAGAUUCUGUUCUGCAACGUCAUCAGUUAUUUCGGCCACGGGAGAUUACCCAGCCGUGCGCUCCACGUGUUCGACGAAAUGCCUCAGUAUCGCUGCAAACCCACUGUGAAAUCUGUGAACUCUCUGUUGAAUGCGCUCUUAAAGUGUGGAGAUUUCGACAAAAUGAAGGAAAUUCUUUCGAAGAUUGAUAAGUUUGGUGAUCCAGAUGCUUGUACUUACAAUAUAUUGAUCCAUGGAUGUUCUCUGAGCGGGCGUUUCGAUGAUGCCUUGAUGCUAUUCGAUGAAAUGGUUAAGAGAAAAGUGAAGCCCACUAGUGUGACCUUUGGGACGCUGAUUCAUGGGUUUUGCAAGAAUUCGAUGGUGAAGGAAGCGUUGAAGAUGAAGCACGAUAUGUUGAAAGUGUAUGGAGUUUCUCCCACGGCUCACAUUUACGCAUCGUUGGUUAAAGCGCUAUGUCAGAUUGGUGAAUUGAGUUUGGCGUUUAAGCUAAAGGAUGAGGCGUACGAAGGAAAGAUCAAUGUAGACUCAGCUAUCUUCUCUACGUUGAUUAGCUCGCUUAUAAAAGCUGCAAGGUCAGACGAAGUCUCGGGGAUCUUGGAGGAAAUGAGAGCAAAAGGAUGCAAACCCGACACGGUGACUUACAAUGUACUGAUUAACGGGUUCUGUGUUGAGAAUGAUUUCGAAUCAGCUUAUCGAGUUUUGGAUGAAAUGGUUGAAGAGGGUUUGAAACCAGAUGUUAUAAGCUACAACAUGAUACUUGGUGCCUUGUUCAGAAUCCAAAACUGGAAAGAAGCAACUUACUUGUUUGAAGAUAUGCCCAGAAGAGGUUGCGUCCCUGAUAUCUUGUCUUAUAGAAUAGUUUUCGAUGGGCUCUCCGAAGCUUUACAAUUCGAAGAAGCAGAGGUUAUCUUGGAAGAAAUGCUUUUCAAAGGCUACAAGCCUCGCAGGGAUAGGCUAGAAAGAUUUCUGCAAAGGCUUUGUGAGAGUGGAAAGCUGGAGAUUCUCGGUAAAGUUAUCCGUAGCUUGCAUAGAGGGAAUGUUGUUGAUGCAGAUGUCUGGUCGGUUAUAAUGUCUACAGUGAGCAAAGAACCUGUGAUAUCGGAUUCGAUUGAUUUGGUGUUAAACACAUUGAAGGAAGAGGGUCCUUUAUCAACAAUGCCGCAAUGCUAGGUCACUUGUCGUGCAAGUUAAUGUUGCUGUGAACCUUGUUGGGUGGGCAUUGGGCAGGAUGGAUUAUCUGCAGACAAACUUGAGUAAAUUCUGCAUUAUUGAUUUAGAGGUUGAAGAUUCAGUGAUAUCCUUAAAGGUGUUGGAAGACAUCUAAAUUUCUUCAGUUGGUACUACUAGUCUUUGUCCAGUGAAGAUCCGUUGUUGAGGCUAUCUAAGACCUAAACAGACAAGAAUUAGGAGAAGAGGAAUGAAUCUUGGAGUGAAGAUGGUGCAGAAGAAGAUGGCGGUUCUAUACCAUUAUCCAUGCCAUGACGGUGUCUUCGCCGCCUUGGCCGCUCAUCUCUAUUUCUCAGCAAAUUCAAUCCCUUCGCUUUUCUUCCCCAACACAGUUUACUCUCCAAUCACAACCAGC